GGCCGUACGAUGAGGCCGGCGGCAUAAAAACCCUAGUCCUCGGUCGCCCUCCGGCAUGGCCACCGCCACCACCUACGCUCUCCGCCUUACCCCGCCCCCACCACCACUGCGGCACCACGCUCCGCUCCUUCCGCAGCUCCGCCGCCGCACGGCCGCUAAGGUGGCUGCUAGCUGGGUCCCAGCCGCCGGUGACAACUCGGACGACGGGGUUGGUGGCUGGUGGCUCCCAGAGCAGCCGGUGGAACAGGGGAGGGCAGGGUUCGGGAGAGCUCUCGCGGUCGGGUUGGGGGCCACGGCGGCCAUCGCGUUGGCCGGGAUCACGUGGGGCUCGCCAUCCUCUAGGAAGUGCCUAGAGCAACUUGUUGGGGCUCCACUUCAUUAUGUUCAAGAGAGGCUGUCAAUACCAGAGUCAACAGAUGUUCCGGAAGAUGAUGCAAGCGUCAGAGAGCCGGGUACAACUGACGUUUCGAGGAUAACUGUUGAUGAGACAUCUGAUGCAUCAUCUGUUGAUUCAAACGGGAAUCACAUACCAGCUGGUGGUGGCCGUGUUUCUUUUACAGUUCCUGUAGAUCCCAUGCACGAGGAGGCUUUGUCCAUAUUGAAGAAGCUACAGAUAAUUGAGAAAGAUGCUAGCUCCAGUGAAUUUUGUACCCGGAGAGAAUUUGCAAGAUGGUUUGUUAAAUUAUGCUCAAAGUUAGAGAGGGAAAGGAUGCACAGGAUCAUACCAGAUCUAAUAACUUCUGGUUCUUUCGAAAGUGCAUUCGAUGAUCUAAAUUUCGAUGACCCAGAUUUCUUGUAUAUCCAGUCUUUGGGAGAAUCUGGCAUUGUGCCUAGCAAGUUAUCAAGCUUCUUUGGCAACAGAAAUUCCAACUUCCUACCUGAAAGUUAUCUGUCAAGGUUUGACCUUGUUAACUGGAAGGUACUAGUGGAGUAUCCCUUUGCAUCAGAAUUAGACCAAAAGAUGCUGAGUAAAAAUGAUCAUACUUUGGAUUUGAGCGCUUGGCCAGAUGUAUCAGCAUCCGUACUUACGGACUUGUUUGGUCACAACCACAGCAUCAUCAGCAAAGUUUUUGGAAACACCAGGCGCCUUCAACAUCAUAAGCCUGUAACAAAAGCACAAGCGGCCGCUGCACUGACCAGUGGCCGAAUGGAAGAAGUAAUACACGAUGAAUUAAACAGACUUGAAGCAGAAAACCAGUCCCGACGUUCUGUUAUGGGUGAAGUAAUGGAAGAGUUAAUUAAUAGAGGGGAUAUAAAAAAAUAUUGGGAAGUCAAGAUGAAAAAAGAGCAAGAUCGUGAAUUUGAAGUUGAUAAGCAUCUUCAAGGUGUGUUGCAUGAGCUUGCAAAUGAGAAGACAGAUCGAGAAAAGCAAAUUGCAGUCUUGCUAAAAGAAAGAACAGCUUUAGAGUGUCAGAAUCAGGAACUGGCAACUUUAAGGUCAGAAGUUGAUGGCAUGUAUGAUAGACUAGCCACGGAGAGUCUAGAGGUCAUGGCUGAUGAAGAAAACAUAGAAAAAUUGUCCUCUGAUGUGAGCAGCAAGCAUCAAGCUGUCACCGAAGCUAAAUCGUUUCUUGAAGCUGAGAAGGAAGCUCUGACUAUGCUAAGGUCCUGGGUGGAACAGGAAGCAGAGCGCGUGCAUCAGCGUGCCGAGGUACUUGAGAAGGCUGUGAGAAGAUGGAGAGUACCAGCUGAUUGAGCCUGCAAAUUGACCAUGCAGCAGACAUGUAUCUGGUACUGUACAAGUUACAGCUUGAUGUAAAUUUUUUGUGUUCGAUGUCGUCAACGCCUCUGCUGUCAGCUAUAAAUAACUUCCCUGGGUAGUAUGUAACUUCAGUACCUGCCAGAUCCUCCGAUCAUGGUUUAUUUCUUUUCUGUUUAUCAGUGAAUUUUGUUUAUGUUUCA
Molecule: messenger RNA, 1902 nt
Organism: Lolium rigidum
Lineage: Eukaryota; Viridiplantae; Streptophyta; Magnoliopsida; Poales; Poaceae
Exons: 10
Coding region: 56-1696 (546 amino acids)
Source: RefSeq, a predicted model, not a curated record